Penicillium brevicompactum is the source of this 1692-nucleotide messenger RNA. RefSeq lists its product as uncharacterized. Bases 1 to 1692 code for a protein of 563 amino acids. Lineage: Eukaryota; Fungi; Ascomycota; Eurotiomycetes; Eurotiales; Aspergillaceae. The record is from RefSeq and is a predicted model, not a curated record. The transcript is spliced from 4 exons. Gene Ontology annotation, cellular component: mitochondrion.
AUGCGCCGCACCAGAGCAUUCCAUAUAUCGCAAGUGCCUUUCUUCUUCACAUAUCACUCUCACCGAUCUCAUUAUAUUCGGCCUUCCCUCAUCCGCGAUACCACAUCUCAAUCCUCCUUCUCCAAGCGCAAUCGCGCACAGCCAAUCUCAGGGUUUUCAAUGAACCAGGCAACGGUGCAUGGGGUUGACCCUCACUCAUACACAAGCGGUCGAUGGCUUCGGAACGACAAACAUCAACGCCAGCUACGCCGGAUUGACCUUAACUUUGACGAGCUCUGUCGGAAGGUAGUCGGCCUUUACCAUGGGGCAAAACACAUCAAAAGCUGUGAGAAGAAGGAAGGUGGUUUCAACAGGGUGUUCAUUUUCACCAUGGACGAUAGUUCCCGCGUCGUGGCGCGGCUACCCUUCACAUCAGCUGGCCCCGCAAAAUUUGUGACGGCUUCUGAAGUGGCAACGAUCCAAUACUUACAAAGAAACACCAGCAUUCCGAUCCCUGAAAUUCUUGAUUGGAGCGACGACGCGACGAAUAUCGUCGGAAGCGAAUACAUCAUCAUGGAACAUGCGGCUGGCAUUCAGCUACAGCAGAAGUGGCCCUACAUGUCGGGUGAUCAGAAAGUCGCAUGCAUAGACGCCAUUUACAAAAAGCUCAGAGACAUGGUUGAUCUCAACUUUUCGGCCUAUGGAAGCUUGUAUUUUUCCACCACACCAUUGGGCUCUUCCUCUAGGCUACCGCUAGACGGCGACUUCUGCCUCGGGCCCCACUGUGGAACAAGGUAUUGGGCUUGUGGCGACCCCAGGUACUACCAACAUACAGCUCCCAAUCAAGGUCCAUGGUCGACGAUAGCUGCAUAUUCCGAUGGCCUUGUCGACGCAGGUCUUUCAAGGAUCCCACCGAGGGACUCUCAGCUCCCCAAUCGACCAAUCUAUCAAGGCUCGGUCCAGGAACAUUUAGCUCUUCUGGGAUGUGGUCGUGCGGUGCUAAAUGCAAUGUCCGCGGAUAGUCGGGUCCGUGAUGCAGCUGUGCCGGCCUUAUUUCAUCCCGACCUACACAAAAGGAACAUAUUUGUUUCGCAUGAUGAUCCUUCGGUCAUAACUGGUUUUAUUGAUUGGCAGUCAUCCAGCAUAGAACCGGCGUUCUGGUAUGCAGAUGAGGUUCCGGACUUCGCAACCGGUGUAGCUUCCUCCACAAGUGCAGAAGGGGCAGGUGACAGCGAGCUAUGCACAAAAACCUACGAAGUCUGUACCCGGUUUCUCACUCCAAAGCUCGCACUCCCUAGGUCGAUGGAUGAGGGCAUACUUCGACCCUUUCAGUACUGCUACAGAACGUGGAAAGAUGGCGCCGUUGCGUUUCGGCAUGAGCUCAUUGAAACCUCUCAAGACUGGGAAGCACUCGGAUUGCCCGGUUCGUGUCCAUUUGUUUUACCGACACCAGAAGAGAUGUCUCUGCACCGAAAGGAGUACAAAUGUUUUGAGGCAGCCCAGAAUCUGAAGCGUGAUUUGUCAAGCCUGCUUGACACUGCAUCUGAUGGAUGGGUUCCUCUGGACGACUGGGAAGCGGCAAAAGCAGGAAACAAAGCAAUGUUCAAUGGAAUGUUGGAAGCCGUACUGACAAAUAAUGAUCCGGAUGAGGAUGAUCCUAUUAGGGAUGAAAGAGACCUGCGAGAUAUUUGGCCCUUCGAUCUGCCGGAGUAA